This is a messenger RNA of Chironomus riparius, 7801 nucleotides long. Lineage: Eukaryota; Metazoa; Arthropoda; Insecta; Diptera; Chironomidae. The record is from the annotation of a GenBank genome assembly.
UACAUUUUAAUUAAUUUCUUAGUGAAAACUUAUUAAAAAUUAUACAAAAGAUUAUUUAUCAGGUGGAUAAAUGCAUUAUUAAAGGAAUUCGUUUAAAAGUUCAGUGAAAAUUAACAAAAAAUCGUUAUUAAAAAUCUUAAUAAGUUUGUGCAAGAAAAAAAAGGAAAAAAAUUAACGCCAUAUAAAAUCGAUGAAUGGAGAGAUUAAAUGAAAAGCAAAAAUAUACCUCAUUUCUUCUGCAUUAGUUAAACAGAUAUAUUUGUUCUUCAAAACAGAAAAAAAUAAUAAUUUCUUCCAAGAUAAAAGAUAGAUAACACCUUAACAAUAUUUUUGUAAAAUUAGUAUCAUAUGUACGAUGAUAGGAUUGUUUGGAACAUUACUCAUAUCUCUAUAUGUAUGUGUAUGAAUACAUUUUUACCCGCAGCUAAUGAAGUGAAAUCACAAGUUUACUCAAAUGUUUCGUUAAAAACUCUCAUCAGUGUAUUCUGAGACUUCAUUGUGUAAAGUCGAUGAGAUUUAUGAUGCCUAAAAAGUAAAUAAUGUUGGUGAUUUAUGUGUGAAAUCGAUGCCUAAAAUAUAAAGUAACGCAAAAAAAAUAUAAUAAAUCGCGAUUUAGAAAAAAAAAACAGAAGUUAUGAAAAAAGAUGUGAUAAAAUGAAAAAUGAAUUAUAAUGUCAUUGUUAGAGACAAAUCUCACAAAAAUCUAUUCAAAUGCAGAGAAUAAUGCUGUGAAUUAAAGUUUACUAACAUAUUCAAAAGGAAGAAUAAGAAGCAUACAAAAACAAGAAGUGAGAGAAAAGUUGAAGGCACCAAUCGAAAACAAAAAUAGUGAAAACAUGAAAACAAGGAUUUGUCAAAGAAACCUCAAACAUUUUGGAUUAUUAGUUCUCACAUCAUUACUAGUAUUACUAUUUUUUAUAACAAAAUGUGAUGCAAGUCAAGUACUGGAGUUCACAUUAGAGCCGUCAGAUACAGUUGUGCCUGAAGGAAGUUCGGUUUUACUGCAGUGCGCAGGCAAAACUAGCAAGAAAAUUAGUCAUAGUAAGGAUGAGAAGUUGAUACCUAAUAUAAGGUGGCGAGGUCCAGAUAGGCAAGAUAUUGGGAUCGAUACAUUUAUAACCCAACUGAAAAAUGGAUCAUUAUAUAUAAGUUCUGUAAAUGAAAAUCGUGGUCUCACUGGCAAUUAUCAGUGCUUGCUGAGCGUAGACGGGUUAGGAACAAUUGUCAGUAGAACAGCUCGUUUAUCAAUAGCUUCACAACCUGAAGUGAAUCAAGAAUCGAAUGAAGUCUAUCUUGAUCUCGGCAAUAUAGCUUAUAUAAAAUGCAUGACUAGUCAAACGUUGAUGAAUAUCAAUGACAAAAAUUUCAAAGUACAAUGGUUUAAGGAUGAUGUACCAUUUAAAAUUGAUAGUACUCGAAUGUCAAUUCUUCCCACGGCGUCACUAGAAAUUGAUGAAAUUACUUUUGAUGAUCGUGGAACAUAUCAAUGCAAUGUUUCGUAUGAAAGUUAUUCACGUGCGAGUAGUAAAACAAAUUUAAACGUAAAAUCACCUUCUGGAAAUCCUGUAGCAUUUGCAGCUCCAAGCUUUGUUAUUCGUCCUGUGACACAGACUGUGAAAGAGGGUGAACAAGUAAUAUUGGAGUGUGCAGCUAAUGGAAAUCCUAAACCUAAAGUCAUAUGGCUUCGGAAUGGCAUAGAUAUUGAUUUUAAUGAUUUGGAUUCAAGAUUUAGAAUGAUUGGAACAGGCUCAUUACAAAUUGCUUCUGUUGAAGAUAAUGAUAGUGGUGAUUAUCAAUGUCGUGCUAGCAACUCGGUCGAUUCAAUGGACGCAAUUGCAACGUUAAAUGUUCAAAUUCCACCUAAAUUCGUUCAAGAACCGCAAGAUAAAGUCGCAAAUGAAAAGGAUGAAUUAGAGCUUGCAUGUUUAAUCUAUGGUAAACCGACACCAACAAUUCAGUGGUUGAAAAAUGGAGACUUGAUAACACCAAACGAUUACAUGCAAAUUUCUGGAGGGCAUAAUUUAAAAAUUCUUGGUCUAAUAAGUUCCGACUCAGGGAUGUUUCAAUGUAUUGGAACAAAUUCUGCUGGUAGUGUUCAAGCAUCAGCGUAUUUAGAAGUCCUUCAAAUAGGAUCUAAAAAGCAGAAAAAUAAGAAAUUUACAUCUACAACCUCAACGACAACGAAAAAACCCACUAAGCCUGAUUUGAAAAGCAUGAUUAAAAUUUCAAAAAACUCUAAUGAACCUGACUCAUUAUUGCAAAAAUCUAGUAGCAAUAAGAAUUUAUCUAAACAAGCUCUUGAUAGUCUUUUGUCAAGAAAUAAAAAUUCACAAUUUUCGCCGAGUAAAUUUCAAGAUUCAAAUGAUUAUCUAGAAAGAUUGAAUGACAAUCAACAAUCAGAUGUUGUGGAUGACGAAUAUGACGACGAUGAAGAAGGUUCAAUUCAUCCGAUUGAUAUUGACACAGAUCCAAAUAAACUUUUGCAUGCACUGACAAAUCCUAACAGAAAUCACGAUUCUGAUAUUUCUCAUUUCUCUAAUUCGCAAAUGAAAAUUGUCACUCGAAAACCACCGUUCCUUCAAACUGUAGAAGACAAUAAACAUAUUUCAGUACCAUUGCCGGGUCCACCAAGAGCAGUUCAAGCCCAAAUUAUUAAGCCUCGUUUUGUUACUCUCAACUGGUUAGAGCCGGUAAAAAAUCCAGAUGAAGUUGUAUCCUAUACUGUUUACUACAAAAUGAAUGCACCUGAUGCAAGAGAACGAAAAAUUAAAACAAACUCACGCGACGAGCAAGAAGCUAACAUUCAGUCAUUACUGCCAGGAAAAACGUAUCAUUUUCGAGUUGUUGCUAAUAGUAAUCAUGGCCCAGGAGAGUCAUCAGAAAUUUUGGAGAUUUCAACACAGUCCGAAGAAAAUAUGGCUGGACCACCAGAAAAUUUUAAAGGAGCUGCAUUCUCACAUGAUGAAAUAUUUUUACAAUGGGAUCCACCACACGAAACAAAUGGCCUGAUUUCAAACUAUCGAGUCUAUUUUGCAGAGGGUGAAAAUGGAGAAGAUCAAUUUUAUGAUACGAAAUCAAAUGAGUUCAUGCUCACUCAGCUACGUAGUUAUUGCGAAUAUACAAUAUCGGUAGUAGCUUUCAAUCAAAAUGGGAUGGGCAAUCCUUCACAAGAAAUAUUAGUAAAAACAUUCUCGAACACACCUUCUGAAGAACCAUCGAAUAUUACAGUAGAAGCAACGAGUUCAACCUCGAUUAGUAUACGAUGGGAAGCACCACCUCCUGAGCAUAGAAAUGGUCCGAUUACAGGAUAUAAAAUGAAAUAUAGAAAGGUUAAAAAGUCGGGCAUACAGACGGAAACAACCCCCGGAAAUGUGAGAUUUUAUGAAUUAACAAAUCUGGAAAAAAUGUCUGCAUAUCAGAUUAAAAUAGCAGCAAUGACAAUUAAUGGAACGGGGCCAUUUAGUGAUUGGAUAAAUGUUGAAACAUAUGCAAAUGAUUUAGAUGAAACUCAAGUUCCUGGUGAACCAGGAUGGAUUCGAACAAAACCGGCUGCAAAUAGCAUCAUUGUAUCUUGGGGCCCUCCAGUUCAACAAGAUGUAAAAGUUAGAGCAUACAUUUUAGGAUGGGGAAAAGGAAUUCCAGAUGAAGCUACACACGAAUUAGAUGAAAAUAGUCGAGCAUUUGAAAUUCGAGAUUUAGAAGCAAACAGUGAAUAUGUGAUAGCAUUAAGAGCACGUAAUAAUGUAGGAGACGGGCCACCGAAAUAUGAUACGACUAGAACACGAGAAGAUUUAAUCAACGAGCCAUCACAGCCAUUGGAAGUUCCAGUAGGCUUACGAGCGAUUCCAAUGAGUGGAUCAACAAUUGUUGUAUAUUGGACAGAUACAACUUUAGGAAAGAGUCAACAUGUUACCGAUAAUCGUUAUUAUACAGUCAGAUAUAGUUCAACAGGAUCGACCCGUUAUCGAUAUCACAAUACAACAGACUUGAAUUGUAUGAUUCUUGAACUUAAGCCAAAUACUCAAUACGAAUUUGAAGUGAAAGUAGUGAAAGGAAGGCGUGAAUCUUCAUGGUCUAUGUCUGUACUUAAUACAACGCUUCCAGCUUCUCCAGCAUUGCCACCGAGGGACUUAAAAGUGACACUUUUAGAUGACAAAUCACCUCUAAGUGUUCACUUAUCAUGGACUCCACCAAAACAUUCACAACCUAUAACAAAUUAUGUUAUUUUGUAUACAACAGAUUCUGAGAAACGUGAUCGUGAAUGGAGUUAUGAAAAUGUUCCGACAGACAAAACGUCUGUAAUUAUAAAUCAAUUAACACCACAUACAACCUACUUUUUUAAAGUGCAAUCAAAACAUGGAAAGAUUUUAGGGCCAUUUUCAGCAAUGGUUUCUGUACGAACUGGUGCACAAGCAAUGAUUUCAAAUGAAGCUAUUCCUGCCUCGAAUAUUUUACUCACAACUGAAAUUUUCUAUGCACUAAUUGGUGGAAUAAUUUUACUAGUAUUCAUUAUCGUUGUAGUUGUUGCAAUGAUAUUUUGCCGACGAAAGCCGCAAGAAACUCCCGAGCAUAAAAAAAGUUACCAGAAAAAUCAAGCAGGACAAAUUAAACCACCUGAUUUAUGGAUACAUCAUGAUCAAAUGGAGUUGAAAAAUAUAGAAAAAACUACUUUACAUCCAACAACGCCCGGUUGCAGUGAUGGUGCGUCUAGUAGUGGAGCAAUGACUUUGCCACGAUCUGUUGGUCAUGACUUUGAAACAGAUACACAGUUCCCCGCUCAUGUUACAAACUCAUUAGAUAAGCGAACUUAUGUUGCAGGCUAUAUGACGAACUCAAUGAGUUCAUCAGCAUCAGACCGUCCACAAUAUCCAAGAACUCAAUAUAAUAUUCAACGACCUCCACACAUUUCCACAAUGGAUCCUUCUCUUUCACAACAAAACAUCCAAGGAGGCUCAAUGAUUCAUUCUCCUGAAAAUCCAUAUGCAUAUGAUAUAGUCCCACCAAAUUAUAGCAAUCCAAACAUGGCAUUUCCUGGAAUUCCUGUAGAAGUUGCAAAACAUAGAGGUCAUCCAUUAAAAAGUUUCAGCAUUCCAGCACCACCAUCAAAUACUCCACUUAUUCCAAACUCUAAACCAGUUCCUUCAGUAACAAUAAGACCACAAAACUCAUCCCCAUAUAAAAAAUCAGCAACAACGACACCAUCAUCAUCGAAUAGACUUCAAACAGGUUUGCUAGUGCCACAUUCCUCUGAUGAGAUUCAAGCACUUCGGCCUUCAACAUCGACCGAAGAAUUAAAUCAAGAAAUGGCGAAUUUGGAAGGCUUAAUGAAAGAUCUCAGUGCAAUUACAGCAAGUGAAUUUGAAUGUUAGAAUUGUGAGAGAGCUCAGCUCUAAAUGUAAAACUAAAGUAAAAUUAAAAAGUGUCUGUCUCUCUGUCUCUUUCUCACUCCUCAAAAUUGAUUUUUUUUUCUUUAAUAAGAAGAAGCACGAGGAGAAGAAAAUGUACCAUGUACAAUAUGUAUCGUAUGAAUGAAUGAACAGAAAUGAUUAUUACUUUAUAAAGAUAAUUUAUGUACUUUUGUGUUAUAAAUAUUACAUACAUAAUAUAAUAUGUAUUUAUUCGAGGAGAAAAGUGUCUAAUCCCAAAAAAAAGAAAUUAAUUAAAAUAUGUACUGACUUUGAGUAAAAAUGCAUUUUUAGAUUGUAAAAAAAAUAAUAAAACACAACCGAAGAAACCCCAAAAAGGAAUAAGAAAAGAAAAAAAAAAUGGGAUCGAAUAAUUUUAGAACAAACUUUUUUAAUAACACCAUCCAUUACAAUUUAAACGAUGAAAACCGUUACAUCACUUUUAUAUGUGCAUUUAACUUCAAUUUUUUUCAUUAUUAUCUAAUUUAAAGAAAAAGUGAACAAUGAAGAAUGACUAUUUUUAGUGUAGACAAGUCAGAAACCUUUGUACCAAUAUUAAAAAAAUAUGAGAACUGAAAUUGAUGUGUUCUGUAUGAUCAAGCUAAACAGGAACCAUUUAAAUGCAUCCAUAUGAAUGUAAAUAACGCAUCCAUUAAUCACAUAAACAAUUUCAAUUUAACAACAGUAAAGUAUUGAGCAUUGCAAAGCUUCUGAGUCUGCGGUUGACCUUUUCUGUUUUCAAAAAAUGGUUGACUCUACUUUAUAGCAUAAAAUUUCUGUGCUGAUCAUAUUCAAUGUCAGUUCCAUAUAAGCUGUAAAUAAAUAAUUAAGUGAAAAUAAUCAAAACAUAAACACCGAUAUUGAAAAAUGUACGCCCUAGAAUUGGAGAUAGUUGAAAUUUUCAUGGAUAUUCGCUAGGAUUUUUAAGAAAUCGAUUAAAACGAUGAAAAUCGUAAUUUUCAUUUUAAGUUCUUUUACAUGAAAUUGUGAUUUUUAAUAAGAAAAUAAGAUAGCUUAAUUUAUUAAAAAAAAACUAAUUUACAGACAUGAAAUCAAAAAGAAUUUUAUUCUCUUAUAUUUUUUUUGCUUUUUUCAUACAAUGCUUAGUUUAAGACUUACUUUCCAUUCAACCAAAUUUGCCAAUACAAAAAAAAAACCUUUUAAAAUUUAAUUUUAGUGCCAUUACAUUCUGUUCUAAGUCUAAUAAAUUUCAUCUUUAAUAUGUCAUACGAUUUAAAAACUUUUCCUUCUUCUUCUAUCAACUUUACAGAUUCAUAAAGAGCCUAUAUGUCAUUAAUAAAAUUAAAAUGAUUUUUUAUGAAAGCAAAAAAAAAGAACAAAUAAAAAUUUUUUAAAACGAAAAAAGUCAAAUUUGUUAUCUUAAUUAUGUUUUUCUUAAACUUAGAAAUGAUACUUAAUUGCUAGUGAUGAUUUUUUCAGAAUGGACCUUGAAUAAUAUUCGAACGAAGAAACUCAUGGACGGUGUCAAGAACUUCAAUUUUCUGCAUAUUUGUAAAUAAAAGCUUUAACAGUUCUUGCAUUUCCUUUUGAUCAUUUAUAAUCUCAUGUGUAGCUGCUUUCUUAAUUAGGUGAUGCAUUAUUGCUCGAUUCAUUCUAUUGACCUCAAAAUCAAUAUCGUCAUCGUCACAAACAUUAACUUUGUGAAUUAAAUAAUUUAUAAUACUUGGAAGAGUAAGUUUUUGGCAGACUGUUGACACUGAAUUUUCUUGGAUAGAAUGUGAUAAAAAAUCUUUCGAAUGUUUCUCAGAAAGUGUUUCAAGCACUUUGUGUUUAAUUCUAUCAUUUAGUUUCAUCAUUUUCGACAGAUGAUUGAUAACGUUUGAGGUUUUAUCGAGUUGUUCAGCUGUCAUUUUGGUGUGUUUUGGAUCUUGUGUCGGCAGAAAUUCGUUCAAUAUUUCAUUUUCAUCAACCUUUGUCAAUACACAUUGAAUAAACUCUUUACGUUUAUGUGAUUCAUCAUGAUUCUCUAAAAGCUUCUCAAAAAUCUCAUUGAAUGUAAAAUUUUUUGCAACAUAAUCCAUUAAAUCAUCCUUAUCCUUAAAACUAAGUGUUUUAUCAUCCUCAAAUAUUUGUUGCUCGGUAAUGUCCUCGUUAAUAUCCUCCGAUGAUGUUGUAAUGUCAGUGUUUUGGGGAUCUUCAUCGUAAUCAUGAUCCAUAGAGAUUGUAUCAACUUCGAGUUGUUCAAUUUUAAUUUUAAUUUCUUCCUGUAUUAUUACUUGCUUCUUAUCGUCGACAGUUACGAUCAGAUUUUCCUUAUUUUCACAGUCCCCUUCAUCUUGUUCGAUAUUUUCUUCAUAUGUUAAGCAUCGAAUUAAACUGUUUGAUUUUUGUCGCUCUUCUUCUUCAGUUAUUAGAUAUUCUUUUGUCGUUGAAAC